AUGGCUAAUGGUGAGUCUGAAAGUACAAAUUGUGCUCCACAUAGUGAUAAUUUUCAACAUCUAAAUAAUCCUUUAAUAAAACAAUCAUCAGCAUCAUUAUUAACUAAUCCAACAUCUAACAAUGUUAAACGAACAUUACGAAGUACUCUAUCAAAUGCUAGUCUAAGUCGAUAUCGAUCAUCUUUUCGUCGAAAUAAAAUGAAUACUAGAUCUAUGAAUUCACAAUAUUCAUCUACAUCUACAUUUCCAUUAUUUCGUCAUUUUUAUCUUAUGAGAAAUUCAUUUACACGUAAACGAACACGAGAAUUAUCUAAUAAAAAUAAUGAUUCAUCUGCAUUAGCAUCUUCGAGAAAAAGAGCUUAUUCAUCAUCGCGUAUUGAAAUUAGUCAAGUACUUAUUACAGUUUUUAUUACUCUUGUAUGUGCUUGUCUUCUCAUACUUAUGAUUGUUCUCGACAUGGUAUACUUAAAUGAUGCUGUAACAAGUCAUAUUAAUCAACAAAUGAUUAGUAUUAGUACUAAAAAUAGCACAACAUUAUGUUUUCGUCAUCCAAAAGUAUGUGUAAUGAAAGGUUUAAUUAUAAUUAUAUUUAUAUGUAUUACUGUAAUAUUAUGUUAUACAAUAUUAACAUUAUAUAUACGUGCAAAACGUCAUUCACGUUUAUUAGAACGUAAAACAAAUGAAUUAGAAAAAGAAAAAUGUUUAACAGAAAAAUUAUUACAUGAAAUAUUACCACCAUGUGUAGCAAAAGAUUUAAUAAAUGGACGAAAAGCACCUGCAGAAUAUUAUGAAUCAGUAACUGUGUAUUUUUCGGAUAUUGUUGGUUUUACUAUAAUAGCAAGUAUGUGUUCACCAACUGAGACUUGUGAUAUGUUAAAUCGUCUUUAUUCUAUAUUUGAUUCUUUAUUGGAAAAUUUUGAUGUUUAUAAAGUGGAAACUAUUGGUGAUGCAUAUAUGGUUGUUUCAGGAGCACCGAAAAGAAAUGGUGAUAAACAUCCAAAUGAAAUUGCUAACAUGUCAUUAGCUUUACUUCGUUGUAAACAACAAGUUCGUGUACCUCGUACAUCUGCUCAACUUCAAUUACGUAUUGGAAUUCAUACAGGACCUGUAUGUGCUGCUGUAAUUGGAUCAAAAAUGCCACGAUAUUGUAUGUUUGGUGAUACAGUAAAUGUAGCUAGUCGAAUGGAAUCAAGUGGAUUACCUGAAAGAAUUCAUUUAAGUAGUGAUACAUAUAAACGAUUAAUUAAUCGAGAUCAAUAUAUAUUUGAAGAUAGAGGUGAAAUUCAAAUUAAAGGUAAAGGUCAUAUGUGUACGUAUUUUCUCUUGGAUAAAAAAUCAAAUCAACAUGUAACAAAAUCACGUUCAAAUACAUUAACUAAAACAGAACGCGAAUCUCUUUAA
Molecule: messenger RNA, 1401 nt
Organism: Rotaria sordida
Lineage: Eukaryota; Metazoa; Rotifera; Eurotatoria; Philodinida; Philodinidae
Source: the annotation of a GenBank genome assembly